UGGAGCUGAACAAGCCUAACACGGAAGUCAUGAAGGCUAAGCUACUAUGCUAACCGGCUGUGUAGCCGGUUCUUGCUGACAGUUACUCACCUCCAGUUAACUUUAACUGUAAUUUACGUAGCUGCUACAGAGGGGGAUGGCAAUCAGUGCUGUCUAGCUGUUACUAUUUAGUAAAACAAAAUAAAUCACGCAGCUGAGGCGCUAAAAAAUGAGAGAAGGAGUGUGUGUCGUGUGACUCAGCUCUUGUGAAGCAAUGGAGAAGCCCUGGAGGCUGUGGGGGGCAGUGGAGCGUUGUACCCUGACUCUGGCCUCUUGGUCCUGGGGUGCUUGUCGAGUCUCCCUUUUGGCCCUCAUCCUCACCUUCCACCUGUACGGGGGAUUCUUUCUCCUAGCUCUUAUCCUAGCCUCUGUGGCUGGCAUCCUCUACAAAUUUCAGGAUGUGCUCCUCUACUUCCCUGACCAGCCCUCCUCCUCUCGCCUUUAUGUUCCCAUGCCAACAGGAAUCCCACACGAGAAUGUGUACAUUCGCACCAAGGACGGUGUGAAGCUUAACCUCAUCCUGCUUCGCUACACAGGAGGGGACACGCCUCCUGGUGUCACCCCUGGCAAUCAAAGCAGCCCCACUUCCUCUGCUCCACCUACCAUCCUUUAUUUCCAUGGUAAUGCAGGUAAUAUUGGUCACAGGGUGCCAAACGCCCUGCUGAUGCUGGUCAAUCUGAAAGCUAAUGUGGUGCUGUUGGACUACCGUGGCUAUGGAAAGAGUGAGGGUGAGCCCAGUGAGGAUGGGCUGUACCUGGAUGCCGAGGCCACACUGGACUAUGUCAUGACCCGUCCUGAUCUGGACAAGACUAAGGUGGUGCUAUUUGGCCGCUCACUGGGGGGUGCUGUGGCUGUGCGCUUGGCAUCAGCCAACCCUCACCGUGUAGCGGCCAUUAUUGUUGAAAACACCUUCCUCAGCAUCCCACACAUGGCAGCAACACUCUUUUCCUUCUUGCCCAUGCGCCUGCUGCCCUUGUGGUGCUAUAGGAAUCAGUUCCUCUCCUAUCGGCAGGUGGCGCUGUGCCGCAUGCCCUCUCUGUUUGUGUCUGGUCUGUCGGACCAGCUCAUCCCACCUGUCAUGAUGAAACAACUGUAUGAGCUGUCUCCUGCGCGGACUAAACGCCUGGCUAUUUUUCCAGAGGGCACACACAACGACACUUGGCAGUGUCAGGGCUACUUUGCUGCUUUGGAGCAGUUCAUGAAAGACCUGCUGAAAAGCCACGCCCAUGAGGAGAGUGCUCAGCCCUCCGCUAGCGUCACCAUUAUCUGAGCCAGGGACUGUUGACUACAGGUUAUGAGCUGGAGAAAGUAAAAGCUGUCACGGAAAUUGAUUAAAUGAACUUUAUUGAUGUUUGGAAAGAAUGUAAAUUUUUUCGAUGCUUUGUCUGGGGUUUUAUUUUAUUUCACUCUUUAUACCUUUUGUGUAAAUGUAACAUUUGUUGAUUGAUUGAACUAUUUCAAAGUUUUAAUAGGGAACAAUCCCCUCAUGGGUUCUUUUGUGUUGCAGCUAGGAAUGCAUGUAUUUAUGACCUUAAAUGAAUGAAGCCAGAUCAUACAUGCCCACACUGCAGGACAUGUCAUUACCACAAAAACAAUUGCCGUAAUGGGUUUACUGAAAUUAAUUAAAAUCACAAACAAUUGUUUAUAGUUAAUUACCAUAUGAGGACAUAGACCUACAAUUUUUGAGUGAAAACUGAUUACUACUGGAAUUCAAAUUAUACUUCUUCAGAUAUUCAAAAUGAGACUAGUAAUAUGGAAGCCUGUGCUGUGUGUGUGUAUAUAUCUUUGUUAAUACACUUUUUUGUUCAGAUUUCGGUGUUAUGUAGGUGAAUGCCUUCUGAGCAAUACCUGGAGCAUAAGGAUGUGUUUGUCCUCUCUCUCAUUUUGGUGAGGAAUAUAAAUAUUGCAGCAGCUUGGCAUGAUAUGACAUUGUACUGAUCAAUAUUUAUUCAUACCCUUGAAAGUUUGUCUGGCACAAUAGCAUAGAAAAUGUGUGCUGUUGAAACUGUUGUAUUCAGUCACAAGAAAGUGUUGGCUGAGAUGAAGUGGUCGGUACUAUAAUGUUGACACAGUUGUUACUUCCGGCUGUCAGAAAUAAGUUCUUGAGAUAUUUCCUGUCAAAACGCUUCUGUUUCAGUGCGAUUGGGAUAAGCUAGAAGAUAUUUCUCCCCAUUUCUGUGUCCUGUUAAAACACAACAAACACACAGGAUAGUCUACUCUCAAAUGGGCUCAUUGGCUAUUGAACAACUUUGCCUCCUGUAGUUUGGUAAGGAGCAUUUGCUCUGUGUGUGGUUUGUUAUUAAAUCAUGGGUGCAGAUUUCUUUACGUCUAUCUUUGUACAACACUAGAAUACAUAUACCCAUGUGUACACUGAAAGAGUUAUUGGUCACUGCAAUCCUCCUUUCAUACACACUGUGAAGAGAUCAUUUUCUAAUGUUAAUCCAUUGGAUGAUAUUGGGGAAAUACACACGUACUCAAGGUUAAGCAGAAGCUAUUAUGAGCAGUCAGCAGGCUGAGUAAGAUUAAUUAAGUGGGUAUUUUCUAAGGUAAAGUCUAUAGAGAAGAUUUCCUGUUUGUGUUCCUAUUCCUCCACUUAGGUCAACAAGGAAAUACAGUGGUAAAUUCCAAGGAAUAUUUUGUGUGUGUGUGUGUGUGUGUGUGUGUGUGUAUAUAUAUAUACACACACGUGUGUGUGUGUUGUUUUUUUUAAGCAUUUCAUGGAUAAAUUAUUAGUCAUUUUAUAAUGUUUGUUUUUUCUUUUAAACAAGUGAAAAACUACCCAAUAUAUUUAAUUUUGAAAUGUUUUUAAAACAUUUACUAAAAGCACAUGGUAUGAAUAUGCAAAGUUAUUCAAGUGUAAAUUAUCUUUUUAAAUAAAACAAACAUAAGGUGGAAUAUACAUAGGCGCAAUAUAUUCUUUGGCACAUAAUGUCCACUGGAGUAGACAGAUGUAUUUUCAGUCACGGAACAAAAUGUAAAAAAAAAAAAAAAAACAGAAUUUAAAUAUGGCUAAAAGUAUUUCUAUCAUCCUAUUUAGUUGAAAAAUAUGUUGUUUUACUGUUCUAGAUUUCUGAGAAUGAAAUGUUUGUGCAGUUAUUGCUGAGGUUCUUGGUGCAUCUCCACUUCCCUCUCCUAUUUUGAAUUUUUGAUGCAGUAUAUUGAAAUGACAGAGAUAAUAAUCAAAUAGAAUUGUAGAAAAUGCUUUGGGGGCGCCAUGAGGUGGUUGGGACAUGGUACUAAAACUUACUGUCCACUGUAGUGGACAUCAUGCGUAAAAGGCUUAAGUUACUUACUUUAUUUAUCUAACUUAGACAGCUGAAGCCUCACAGUAACUUAAACUGAACUUUAGAAUGAAUGUUUACACAGAAAGAGGACUGGAGGAUACUAAUUGCACAAGGAAGGGAUUUCUUAAUGGCCAGUGCAGACCAGAGGAAUGCUUACACUUACUCUUUCAUCACACACACAUAUGGGCAUGUGAGUAUUGUACAAAGAUAGUUUUGCAAAACGUGUGAGCAUGUUUAAUCAAAAGUUGUGGGUUUUUUUCUGUUAGCUAUUAUCAUCAGCGUCAUAGUUGUUAAUUGGAUGAUUCUAGGUUCUCACCUCACCCCAUGCUUUUGUGACAACAUUGCUUUACUCACUUGGAGGGCUUUUAAUGAGCUAAUUAACCUUUCCUGCGCGUCUUCCAGGGAGUAGAGCAGAGCCUGGCGAUUAAAACACUGUUUAUCUGCUCCUACUUUCCAAAUGCAGCAUGCAGCACUGCAGUGGUAUCAAAGCCAUUUUAAUACAGAUCUCCUUAGCCAUAUUUGAUAUUGUUUGUAAACAGUACGCUACACAAAAUUUAACAAACAUCAAAAGACCACAUUUGUUUGUGUCAAUGUGAUUACAACUAUGGCCUAAAGGCUACUUUGAAUGUAAAUUGUGGUCUCAGUUAAACAAGUGUGCUUUAUAAGAAAUGUAUAGACCGUCUUUUCUCCCAUUUUGUGGCACAGAAGAGUUUCAGACAUUUUUGUAUUAUACCAAAUCCACGAGCUGAGUUAGAUGCAUUCAACUUAAUGAUUUUUAUGCCAACAUAUGUCUGCAGAGCACAUUGUGCAAUCUGAAUUCAACCUUGUACAUUCUACAUUCAUUUACUGGGUCACACUUUAUUUUACACACUUCCACUGUUGGUUUGCAUUGCAUCCUCUCUUCAUAUAAGAAAAGAUGCAGGAACUUUUCGUCAUUCUCUUGAUUUAUUUUCGUUGCUGGCUUAAAGCAAAAUGAAUAACUAGAAUAAUGGGGGAUUUGUCCUAGCUAAAUGUAUUAUUGUUGUUCAAUUAAUUUAUCCAGUUGAUGAAAAGAUAUGGAAUCACUGAAUGUCUGUCCAUUUUUUAAUAAAGAAAAUAAUUGUGGUAUUGUACAAAAGCUUGUGAAUAGAGGGGAAUGAAUGCAGUUGAAAUCAUUGGAAUUUGUAUGUGCAAUCUGGCAUGUGAUUACGCACAUUUGAACCUGCACAGUGUUGAUGUUGUUUUUGUACAUCUACCAUGACUUAAGUGACUCCACACUCACAAAACAUUGAUGGGAUCUCUGAACAGUCACACAUCUGAAUGAUUCAUCUUUAACUUUAGUAUGGCGCAGUCAGUUUGAGGGAUUUUCCAUUUUAGAUCAAUGUUUCUUUUCUAUUUCGAAGCAAUGUUAACUUCUUUUGUAAACACACAUUUUCACUUUCUAUUUUCUGUACGGUUACAUGCAAUAAAUUGAUACAUUAAA
Molecule: messenger RNA, 4785 nt
Organism: Micropterus salmoides (largemouth bass)
Lineage: Eukaryota; Metazoa; Chordata; Actinopteri; Centrarchiformes; Centrarchidae
Gene: abhd13
Product: abhydrolase domain containing 13
Exons: 2
Coding region: 254-1309 (351 amino acids)
Cellular component (GO): membrane
Molecular function (GO): palmitoyl-(protein) hydrolase activity
Source: RefSeq, a predicted model, not a curated record